Salvia miltiorrhiza (redroot sage) is the source of this 1884-nucleotide messenger RNA. RefSeq names its product calcium and calcium/calmodulin-dependent serine/threonine-protein kinase-like. Gene Ontology annotation, biological process: protein autophosphorylation; intracellular signal transduction; peptidyl-serine phosphorylation. The record is from RefSeq and is a predicted model, not a curated record. NCBI's taxonomy places the organism in Eukaryota, Viridiplantae, Streptophyta, Magnoliopsida, Lamiales, Lamiaceae. Gene Ontology annotation, molecular function: calcium ion binding; calcium/calmodulin-dependent protein kinase activity; calcium-dependent protein serine/threonine kinase activity. The coding region runs from base 239 to 1525 and encodes 428 amino acids. The transcript has 6 exons. Gene Ontology annotation, cellular component: cytoplasm; nucleus.
UUAGUGGGGUGGAGGGAGUACUGGAUACCAUAGCCAUACAUAAUAGUAACUUUUUAAUUUUGAUUAAUGAGAAAAAAAAAAGUUAAAGAUAAAUAAACAAAAAAUGAAACGUCACAAUUUUGGUGACAUAGCAGAGGAUCGUUGCCAUAUUAUUAUUUGUUGUAGCUCAACUGCUACUCUUGUUCCUCAACAUCACCCCAGUGUUGACUUGUGAAUUGAAGCAAGAGCAAGAUCCUUGAUGGGACAGGAAACGAGAAAAUCGGUGUCCGAUGAAUACGAGAUGAAUGAGAUUUUGGGGAGGGGAGGAUUCUCAGUUGUAAGAAGAGGUAUAGAGAAGAGCGCGAAGAAGCAGGUAGCAGUGAAGACGCUGAGGAGACUGGGGGCGAUGACCAAACAGUCCCUUAUCUCAGAUGCAUUGCUCACCAACGAGCUGCUGGUGAUGAGGAAGAUCGUGGAGGACGUGUCGCCGCAUCCCAACGUCAUCCAUCUCUACGACGUGUGCGAGGACAGCGCCGGAAUCCAUCUCAUCCUUGAGCUCUGCUCCGGCGGGGAGCUCUUCGACAGGAUCGUGGCGCAGCCCCGGUACAACGAGGCCGAGGCUGCCGCCGUGGUCAGGCAGAUCGCAGCGGGGCUGGCUGCGUUGCACCGCGCCGGCAUCGUGCAUCGAGACUUGAAGCCCGAGAACUGCCUCUUCCUGAGCAAAGAUGAGGAUUCCCCUCUCAAGAUCAUGGAUUUUGGGCUUAGCUCUCUCCAGGAUUUCACUCAUCCUGUCGUCGGCUUGUUUGGCUCCAUUGAUUACGUCUCGCCGGAGGCCCUCUCAGCCGCCGCCAUCACUCCCAAGACCGAUAUCUGGUCGCUUGGUGUCAUCCUCUACAUUCUCCUUUCUGGGUAUCCACCUUUCAUCGCGCAGAGCAACCGGCAGAAGCAGCAAAUGAUUCUAAGUGGAGAGUUCAGCUUCUACGAGAAAACGUGGAAGAACAUUUCAUCAUCGGUGAAACAACUGAUCAGCAGCCUUCUGAACGUGGAUCCCAACUUGAGGCCGAGUGCUCAAGAGAUUCUUUCGCAUCCUUGGGUGAGUGGUGAUCUGGCUAAGCAAGAUGAGAUGGAUGCUGAGGUUGUGUCACGCCUGCAAAGUUUCAACGCGAGGCGCAAGUUUCGUGCAGCUGCAAUGGCGAGUAUUCUGAGCAGCAGCUUCUCCUUGAGAACAAAAAAGCUCAAGAAUUUGGUGGGGGCUUAUGACCUGAAGCCGGAGGAACUGGAAAAUCUGAGAGAAAAUUUCAACAAAGUAUGCACAAGUGAUAAGGCAACGUUGGGUGAAUUCGAAGAGGUGUUGAAAGCAAUGGAGAUGGUGUCGCUGGUGGGUCUAGCUCCGCGCAUCUUUGAUCUCUUUGAUAACAACAGAGAUGGGAGUGUUGACAUGAGAGAAAUCAUUGCCGGCUUCUCAACUCUCAAAUAUUCACAAGGCGACGAUGCACUUCGACUAUGUUUUCAGAUCGUUCGGGUUGCAUCAGCAAGGAAGAGCUAGCAUCUCUGCUCAAGGUAUGUUAUAAGUAUCGAUUCUCUUCUCUUGUUGUGCUACUGCUGUAUCCAUCAUCUCUGUGUGCGUGUGGCUGCAGGCUUUGCCCGACGACUACCUUCCCGUUGAUAUCACGGAGCCUGGGAAGCUAGACGAGAUAUUCGAUCUAAUGGACGCCAAUAGCGACGGAAAGGUUACGUUCCAAGAGUUUAAGGUUGCGAUGCAGAGAGACAGUGCUCUUCAAGAUGUACUUCUCUCCUCUCUACGACCCACUUAGUGCUAUGCAUUGUAACAUUUGCUAUCAAAUAUCUCCUCUUAUGUUCCACACACUUCGAGUAAUUCCAAAAACUCAUAUUUUCAGGCCUAAA